This is a messenger RNA of Pistacia vera, 896 nucleotides long. RefSeq lists its product as uncharacterized. Lineage: Eukaryota; Viridiplantae; Streptophyta; Magnoliopsida; Sapindales; Anacardiaceae. The record is from RefSeq and is a predicted model, not a curated record. Bases 85 to 651 code for a protein of 188 amino acids. The transcript is spliced from 4 exons.
GGGUCACUGGCAAGCUCUGCGAUACCCCAAUCAAUGAACUAGAAAGACAUCAGGCGAAGAGAAUCGACGCAUAUCAGAGGCAUAAUGCCGUUAAUGAAAGGAGAUUUGCUAACUACAACCAGAAGGCUCGUCAAGGGCUUGGCCAAGGCCGAGCCUGUUUGGCUCAAAGCCAUGGAACAGGCUCCUCCUGCAACUUUCCCAAGAGGUGACGGGAAAGUUCAGAAGAUUAAUCUUCCUGAGGAUGUUUAUAUAAAGAAGUUCUUUCAGAAGCAUCCUGAUUCCAAACAACAAGAUGCCAUCAAGAUUUGUGGUUUUGAACCUGUUCCAGCUCGUAUAUUUGGUUUGCGGGUGCUUGAGUUGAAGGAGAAUGGAGUUAGUGAAGAGGAAGCUAUGGCUGUGGCUGAUAUGGAAUAUCGGGCAGAGAAGAAAGAGAAAAAGAAGGCAUACGCUCGAUUGAAACAAAUUGCACGUCUUCAGGGGAAGAGGCCUCCUCCAAACCCAUAUCCUAGUGCUAUUAAGGAGAUACAAGCAGGGGAGAGGAAGUAUGUUCGUGAUCGUUUCUUUAAUCCCAGUGUACUCAAAAUGGUGCAAAUGCUGAAAGAGGAGAAGGCAGCGGAAACGGAAGACAGAAGGAAAGCGGGUGGCUGGUAAUGUAUACUCUAAGGCAUGACAGUUGAUCAAUUUAGAGAACUUCAUUUCGUCCCUCUGAGGUAUGGAGAUAAAAAUAUAAUUCAUAAGAAGGUUGAUAUUUGCCUAUUCUCAGAUAUUUUUAUCCUGUGAAUUAACAUUUUCUAGUUUAUGAUCAGUUUAUGAUCUUUGAUUGACGGGAUUAUAUGAUAAUUUUCUUCUACUGAUGUCUGACAUGCUGAUUUUUUUUCUUUUUUUUUCCUUUUAAA